Dracunculus medinensis (Guinea worm) is the source of this 663-nucleotide messenger RNA. NCBI's taxonomy places the organism in Eukaryota, Metazoa, Nematoda, Chromadorea, Rhabditida, Dracunculidae. The record is from the annotation of a GenBank genome assembly.
AUGUUGAUAUCACGACGACUGUUGCAGAUGACAAUUUCUGUGAUUGGUCCAUCUUCAUCUAAAAUUAUCUUGAGGCACUUGAAUUCGAAUACGAAAUCUGCAGAUUUCGAUGGGCCGCAGUCUUUUCAUUUAGAGCAUGUGCGAAAGCGGAUAGAAUUCACGAAUUCAUAUGCAUCAUGCGCAUUUGAGGUGCCACUGAUGUUCCGAGAACGUCUCGAUUAUACCUUUUACACGAAGGAUCUAAUAUAUGAGAAUCAUUUAUUUAUAUCGUACGUGACAAGUUUCAAAUUAUAUUUAAAAAUAGUUCGCCUUCCAUUCCAGCUGCAAUUUUUUCCAAUUAUUAAAUUUAGAGGAUUGGAAAAUUUCACCUAUCAAAUGGGUUUCAUCAGUACAGUUGGGCAGUUCUUAUAUCCUCACAUUGAAAUGGAGUCCUUGAGUAUUGUUCCAGUGCCAAAUGAGGGUACAGUGAGAUUAAUGUGGCGUGUAAAAUAUUUAUCCUGGUUAAAAAUUGCGAUGAAUCCGAAACUUUUCAGUGCAAAAUAUCGGAAGGAUAAGUUAGAAUGGUUAGAAGGUUAUUCAAUAUUUUUCGUCGAUAAAGAUGGACUUGUUUAUAGGCUUAUCACACAAAGGGUAAGUAAAUUUAAAAUUUUUAAUAUUAAAUGA